Molecule: messenger RNA, 993 nt
Organism: Aspergillus wentii DTO 134E9
Lineage: Eukaryota; Fungi; Ascomycota; Eurotiomycetes; Eurotiales; Aspergillaceae
Product: MRG family protein
Exons: 4
Coding region: 1-993 (330 amino acids)
Biological process (GO): regulation of DNA-templated transcription; chromatin organization
Cellular component (GO): Rpd3S complex; NuA4 histone acetyltransferase complex; nucleus
Source: RefSeq, a predicted model, not a curated record
AUGGCCCCAGCAAGCCAAAUGAAUUAUCAAAAAGAUGAGAAAGUCCUGUGCUUUCAUCAUGAAAUCCUGUACGAGGCCAAAAUCCUCGAUACAAGACACACCGAUCCGGAUGAUCGGAAGAGCCCGUACGAGUAUCUCGUGCAUUACAAGGGCUGGAAGAACACCUGGGAUGACUGGGUUCCCCAAGAUCGACUCCGUAAAUUUACAGAGGAGAAUAGGGAACUUGCCACGACUCUCCGUCGUGAGGCUGAAGCUGCUUUUCGCCAGCGAAACACCAAGGCUGCUACCAAGAAGAGAGGAGGCUCCGAUCGCAGCUCCGCCCGGGGAAGCGAGGAGAGACAAACCUCCGUCCCUGCCCGCGGAACCAAGCGGGGUCGUGAUAAUGAGGUUGAAAAGGAGGAGAGCUUCUAUGUCCGGCCCUCAGUGAGAAUUGUGAUGCCCGACAACUUAAAGUCUCUUCUCGUCGACGACUGGGAAAAUGUGACCAAAAACCAACAAGUCGUCGCCUUACCCGCCAAAUCUUCAGUAAACCAAAUCCUCGAGCAGUAUGUCACAGAGGAGAAGGAGAAGCGCACCACCGCAGCCGAAUUCGAUGUUCUCGAAGAAGUCAUGAUGGGCAUUCGAGAGUACUUUGACAAAUCGCUCGACAAGAUCCUCCUGUACAGAUUUGAGCGUGAACAGUAUCGCGUUCUCCGAAAGAAAUGGGAGGGCUCGUCAGGAGACUUCGCGGACAAGGGGCCCCUAGAUAUCUACGGUGCUGAACAUUUGACCCGAUUGUUUGCCACAAUGCCCGAACUCAUCGCACAGACAAACAUGGACCUCCAGUCCAUCAACAGACUCCGAGAAGAACUCUCCAAGUUCACAAUCUGGCUGAGCAAAAAUUCAGACAAAUUCUUCGCCACCAGAUACAUGACAGCGAGUAACGAGUACGUCGAAAAGUCAAGAGGCGUUCCAAACCCAACCCCUGGAACAGCCACAUCACGUCUGGUCUAG